Exaiptasia diaphana is the source of this 1491-nucleotide messenger RNA. RefSeq lists its product as uncharacterized. The transcript has 5 exons. The record is from RefSeq and is a predicted model, not a curated record. The coding region runs from base 8 to 1033 and encodes 341 amino acids. Lineage: Eukaryota; Metazoa; Cnidaria; Anthozoa; Actiniaria; Aiptasiidae.
CCAAAUAAUGGUUCAUGGGAUACCUGUGUUUUUUGAAUCUAAGAUGGCGGCAGUAAGGCGAUUGUUGGACAUUUUGCCUCAGACUGUAUUGAAUAUGGACGAUAAAAGUAGUACGAGACCGAGAAAUAAAGCUGCAAAGGAUUCCAUCUCCACUUCUAUCGUAUAUACAGUUAUAUUUUUGAUAAGUAAUAUUGCGCUGAGAGUGGCUACUGCCUGGUAUGUCAGGAAAACAAAGCUACAUCUAUUCUUUGCUUGGAUGGAGUCGUGUUUUAUACUAAUUUUGUUGUGGAAACAUCGUCGGUCUUUCAGCUUUAAGGUCUGUCCUGGUGUGUAUUUCUACAUUGUGUUUGUUAUCAUAAGUGAGACAUGUUGUAAUAAGGUAACUGCUAAUGGUGCUGGAUCAGAGGUUAUCCAGCUUGGUCUGGCUUCAAGUCCAUUGUUUCUUGUGUUUUGUACAAUGUGGUCCAAUAGACAGCCAAGUCUUGUGAUGGCAUUUGUUWCUAUGAUUUCUCUCUUUAUGAUAGUUACAGUGUGCUCURUAAAUGAGCCAUAUUUUCCCUUCAGGAUCACGGUAUUCAAUGGAUUGAUUGGUUUGCUUCAUGGGUUUACAACGGCUAUUAUGAUUCUCUACUUUCAGCCACAGUUCAUGGAUGAUGAGGUGAACAUUAUACAACAGAUUUAUACACUUAACCUUGUAAGUGUGGUAUUUUUUCCUGUUGGCAUGUUGGUGACAGGCGAGGUGAACCAUUUCCUGGACAAGGGACUAACAGAGGGCUGGUUUUAUGUGCUGGUUAUUGCCUUUUUCYUGGCAAUUCUUAGAGUGAUGGAUCAAGCAAGCUGUCUCCAUCAAAUSAAACAUACCUCAAUCCUUGUUCACAAUGCUACAAGAGGUAUUGCAUGGAUACCUAUCACAUUGAUAAGUGUUUUCACCUUAAAGUUGGAACUUAUGAUUGCUUCAUUUGUUUGUUUCUGGUUAAAUAUUGUGRUUUUCUUGGCUAUUAUGUUUGAUCAUCUGGUAAAUGUCAACUCAUAAAAACGGAUGCCCCAUUCACAGCAAAAUGAUUGGCUAAGCUUAGUUUCUAUUGAGAUUAUUCAAUAAGUAUUUAUUUAUUGGAAACUGSUGAAGAUUAAUGUCAAUAUAAUUGAUUGAUUUAAACUGUGGUCAGGUUCAGCAAAUAUUUUUUACUCAAACUUUGUACUGUUAUGCUCACUGUGAAUGGGGUAUUAAUUAAGRGAUACAUAUUUUGUCCUUGAAUGUUGAAAAGAUCUCUCAUGAGCUACUCGUAGAAAAGGAGUGAGAGAUUUUAACAAGAAAAGAUARAUCUUCAUCUCUAGGCAACCAUGUAAUAUUCUGUUAAUCAUCAUAAUUAUCAAUGAAAACCAMCAGUGUAUAAGAUAACAUGAAUGGAACAACGUUCCCAUGAUAAAGAUUGAUAUUUAAAUGAUAGAMCAAUAUCAUGCUAAUAAAAUACAAUUCUAAAAGAUUUCUUA